UUCUUGUCGCAAGCAGGAGGCAACACCUCCGAAGAGAAGUGUGACAUCGUUAAAUUCCUAUAUUCGUCAUCGAGUUCCUAGCGAUUUCAAAGAAGGAACAUCUCUCUCUCUCCCGCAAUCAUAUGUAGAUACGGGAUUAACGAGAUUUUUGGUGAAAGUUUGGUGGCCACUGAAUGAGUGAAAGCCCUGAGAAUGAUGAAACCCAAGGCGAGCGCCUAAGGUGCCUUAGGUAUAUCGGAGCAUCGAUUCUCCUCGUCUUUGAAUAUACACCUAAGCCCGACUCGGUCGCUCGCGCGCACUCGGGACCUCCAUCAAGUCCGUACUUCGCUUGCGCGAGAAUCGUAAAGCUCAUAAGUGUCGCGUAUACGAUACCGUAAUACGUUCUGCGUUUCAGUUCGAGCUGCGCCGCUGCAACGUGCGGCACGGUUCCCCAUUGGGACGAGCAACUCAGCGUUGUUGUGCGUCAACUAGUUCGGGAAAAAAAAAAUAGAAAAACAAACGGAGGGAAAGUGCAUCCGAAGGCCGCUCUACUUUCUCGAAAGGUAGAAAUAAAAUAGGCAAAAUACAACACGUGGCGCAAUCUACGACGAUCUGGAACUUGUUCUUGUAGUAAAGUGUGGUUGUGGCGUUGAAGUGAGAGAGAGGUGACGGCAACACACGUGGACAGGAACGCGUGUCAGGUGACUCAAUGGACGGAGUAUUUGUUAGUCGACGUACUACUUGAAGUCCAUUUAGGUAUAACGAGUCUCACAGGCGCAGCGACUCACUUUAUUAUAUACGCAAUUCGUGACAUAACUGCGUAUUUAUUUCCUUGACAAAAAAGAAAGAACAAAAAAUUAUUACGAUACUUAAAAGACACAGAAGUAUUUGUUCUCCUUCAUGCUUGGAAUUUAUAUUUCGUUUCGAAAGAAAAAUGUAUGACGUGUUCGUGAUAGGUUUUACGACCAGAAUUAUGCGUGAAUACAUACUAGGAAGAGUGAAAUCGCAAAAUUGAGGAAAAUCUUUACUUUGCCGCUCGAAUUAUUUCGCUUCGGUCUUUCGUUCGUUUCGUCACGGUCCACUAUAAGACUGCCUAAGAGGGGUCGAGCGCACGCGAUAAAGAAAGGAUCGAUCCUCAUCGAAUCUUGCAGUUGAAAAUCCUUCAAACUGGGCGACAGAAGGGGAAAACAUCGUAGAGUGAGAAUGGCGGACGAAGAUCAACAGAGUCAACGGCCGGCCCCCAAACACAAGAUUCUGAGUCAUCUGCCGGUCGUCAUCAAAAUAAUCGAAGUGAUUGUGGCCAUUUUUGCGAUCGGUCUGGCGGUCGAUCCGAUGAACUCGUUCCAGCGGAUCUUCAACAGGCCGCGGUUCAAGCUGGACGAUGCCGCCACUAUUUACGUUACGGUAGCCGGCUAUAUUCUCAUCAAUGCGAUCUUCAUCCUCAGCCACAUGCUCGGCGAUCGCGUGCCCAAAAGAACGCUGCUAAUCUUCGCGUCCGUGGGCGCGUUUAUGCACGUGGUUGCCGGAGCCUUGAUGGUCCACAAUUGGCGUCAGAUGAACGGGCCUUACUAUUACGUGUACAACGAUGAGAUACAUCCCAGCAAACAGUACAUGGAUAUGCUUAUAUCCGCGGCCGUAUUUACGUUCGUCAACGCGGUAGUAUUUGUCGCGGAAAUGGUCGCCAUAAUAAGAUAUUCGUCGUGAAUAUAUAUCGAAGGUAAUUUCGUAAAAGAUCCGACGAUCUAAGGGAGUCGAGGAACUCGCCAGAAUUACGAAGAAAAAAAGCAGAAGAUCUUAAAUUUCUUUUGAAAGUUUAUUACACCAUUGACUUAUUAGUUUUCCGAAAUGUGUCUCAAAAAAUGCUAAGUCAAUAUAGUCCUAAUAUAUUUUAUAGAGAUAGUCUUUUUUUAAAAAACAUUUAAUUAACAAAAAAUUUUUGUCUUUUAUCACGAAUUUUAACGGAUAUUAUCUGCUUUGAGAAAAAAUUGUAGAACAAAUUAUAAAGUUUUUUGUAAUAUUUACUUUGUAUAUCAUUUGACGAGCACAAGAAUCGUAUUGUAGAAACUUGAUAAUAGUGUUAUAUAAUCAUCACCAUAGUGUAGUAUAUAAGCAACAUAUCGUGUAUAUCGUUAUCGUUGGAAAAAUUAGUGUUAAUAUAAUAGAUUCGUAGAUAAUAUUAUGUAAAAACAAGAGAUCGAACGCGAGAAAUCGCAACGAUUGCGUGUGUAAUCGCAAAUUGUAAAAAUUUCAUUGCCAUUCGAGCAAUAAAUAUCUAUUUGCGUGUGAAUCCGUCCAAUAAGUUUUGUAUGUAUAUUCAAAGAGCAUUUAUUUCUACAAAAUAUUUAAUACACAAUUGAAACUAUACUCUCUUUUAAGAGUAAAUAAAAGAUAUUUCUUCUCUCAUU
Molecule: messenger RNA, 2384 nt
Organism: Nylanderia fulva
Lineage: Eukaryota; Metazoa; Arthropoda; Insecta; Hymenoptera; Formicidae
Biological process (GO): septate junction assembly
Cellular component (GO): plasma membrane
Source: RefSeq, a predicted model, not a curated record